AUGUACGACGAGAAGCCCUCAGUUGAGAACAUCUCUGCGGAGCAGGCCCACGCCCAGGCCCAAGCUCAAGCUCAGCUUCAGGCUCAGGCCCAGGCCGCUGUCGCUGCCGCCCACCAUGAGGCUAUCCUCAAUGGCUGGCACAACCCUAUGGCUCGUAUCCACACCGGAACCGAGCCCAGGUUGCCUGCCUUCGGUGGUGAAUUCCAGCCCGGUCUCUAUCGCCCUGUCAAGGAACGCAAGUUCGCCAACCCGGCUCCUCUGGGUCUCUGCGCUUUCGCCCUUACUACCUUCAUCCUGUCCUGCGUCAACCUUAACGCCCGUGGCUUGAACGUCCCCAACGUUGUCGUUGGUGUUGCUCUCGCCUAUGGUGGUCUUGUUCAGCUCCUUGCCGGCAUGUGGGAAAUGGCUGUUGGCAACACCUUUGGUGCAACUGCUCUUUCUUCUUUCGGUGGUUUCUGGAUCGCCUAUGCCAUUCUUCUCACUCCGGCCUGGAACAUCCUUGGCGAGGGCGGUCCCUAUGCUACUGAAGCAGCCAAGGCGGUUGAUCCCAAGAUGGGGGCUUCUGCUGUUGGCAUCUUCCUCACCGGCUGGUUCAUCUUCACCACCAUUUUGCUUCUCUGCACCUUGCGCUCCACCGUCAUGUUCUUCAUGCUUUUCUUCACUUUGGAUAUUGCCUUUCUCAUGCUGGCUUGCGGCGAGUUCGCCAACAACGAAGGAAACCUCACUGCCUCCCACAGGCUCACCCAGGCUGGCGGUGUCUUCGGCAUGCUCGCCGCCUUCUUGGCUUGGUACAACGCGUUUGCUGGUCUUGCGGAUAGCAGCAACUCCUUCUUCCUCCUCCCCGUCUUCCACUUCCCCUGGUCUGAGAAGGGCCGUGAGACCAGGAUGGCUGCCAAGUCUGACCGCGAGCAGGCCUAA
Molecule: messenger RNA, 918 nt
Organism: Sordaria macrospora k-hell
Lineage: Eukaryota; Fungi; Ascomycota; Sordariomycetes; Sordariales; Sordariaceae
Cellular component (GO): plasma membrane
Molecular function (GO): acetate transmembrane transporter activity
Source: RefSeq, a predicted model, not a curated record